UCGCUGCCACGGGUCAUUCGGCUCAGCAGAAUGAGAACCCUCCACAGCCGAAAUCGCUUCGCUUGAGGGGUUACGCUGAGAUGCAGAAUACGGAAAGAAAGGAGAAGAGGAAAUUCUGGAUCGCCUUGUCGAGGGAAGAGAUUGAAGAGGACAUAUUCAUUAUGACUGGGUCAAGACCCUCUCGGAGGCCAAAGAAAAGGCCAAAGAAUGUGCAGAAACAGCUCGAUAGCGUUUUUCCUGGAUUGUGGUUAGUGGGGUUCACUGCAGACGUUUGCAAGGCGGCAGAUACUGCAGCAAAGAAGUAGAGAAGCUACAGCGAAUUGCAGUUUGCCACACAACACAGUUUGGUGGCCGCGGUAACUGGGACCUGUAAUGGAGGUAUAAAUGCGCAGAAUUUUGUAGAGCGCAAAAGAUUUGCGAAAUGGGUAUGUUGAAAG
Molecule: messenger RNA, 437 nt
Organism: Neltuma alba
Lineage: Eukaryota; Viridiplantae; Streptophyta; Magnoliopsida; Fabales; Fabaceae
Exons: 3
Coding region: 81-305 (74 amino acids)
Source: RefSeq, a predicted model, not a curated record